Messenger RNA from Blepharisma stoltei, 870 nucleotides. The record is from the annotation of a GenBank genome assembly. NCBI's taxonomy places the organism in Eukaryota, Ciliophora, Heterotrichea, Heterotrichida, Blepharismidae.
AUGGAUCCUCAGACCACCGCAGCCACCGAGGAAGCGAAAGAAGAGGAUUACGCCACAGAAAUCCACGAACAAGAACGCAAAGCUCAAGAAGCCAUAUCAGCUCUUCCUGAAGAAGAAAAACAAAGGCUCCAGCCAGUCUUAGAUUUGCAAAAACAAAGAGAUUCUCUUUACCUUGCAUAUCUCGACGAGUUGCGUGCUUUAGAAAACAAAUACGACUCCCUUUAUGCGCCUCUCUACGUCCAAAGAUCCCAGCACACCAAACAAAUUGCAGGGUUCUGGCUGAAAGCUUUACGGUCUAACCCAAUGACAUCGACCUUCUUAUAUGAACAAGACGAUCCUCUUCUCCAGCAUUUAGUCGAUAUUCGCUGUUUUGAAGACCACAAAUCAGAGAACUUCAAGCUCGAAUUUGAGUUCACUCCAAACGAGUUCAUGGAAAACACAAUCCUCACAAAAGAUUUCACUGUCAAUGGUGAUGAGCCAAUAAAAACAGUUGGGACUGAAAUCCACUGGAAAAACGACAAAAACCUUACACAAAAAAUCAAAAAAACCAAGAAAAAAGGGAAAAAAGGCAAAGUUAACAACGUCACCAAAGUCGUAGACAACCCAAGCUUUUUCAUGUUUUUCAAGUCUCAUGACGGAGAUGAAGAAAUUGAUGAGGAAGAAAGCGACGAAGAAGGAUUCAUGAACGAUCCUCUUGGAGAAGACUAUGAACUGGGGAUGGAAAUAAGAGAUGAAAUCAUACCAAACGCUGCUUUGUUUUACCUCAAUGUGAGGCAUGAAGAAGACAAAAGUGAUGAUGAAGAAGGGCAUGCACAUGCAGCAAAAAUUGACGCUUCUGGAGCUGAUAAGCCAGAGUGCAAGCAGCAAUAA